This is a messenger RNA of Bombina bombina (fire-bellied toad), 2440 nucleotides long. It is a transcript of the gene STBD1, whose product is annotated as starch binding domain 1. The record is from RefSeq and is a predicted model, not a curated record. The coding region runs from base 37 to 2001 and encodes 654 amino acids. The transcript is spliced from 2 exons. Gene Ontology annotation, cellular component: membrane. Gene Ontology annotation, molecular function: starch binding. NCBI's taxonomy places the organism in Eukaryota, Metazoa, Chordata, Amphibia, Anura, Bombinatoridae.
CCUGCGUGCAGUUUUCAGGGUGUAGCUUCGCUUGGGAUGGUGCAACCAGCUAGGGCUAAGCAGCCUCCAGCAGUAGCAAAGCCAGCGGCUGCCUCUGAUAACGUUAACAGCAUGUGGGUUGCUCUAUUGCUGGGGAUCAUCAGUGCUAUAGUUGCCUGGAUAUGGUUUGGGGGAUCCAGAGAGGAUAAAAGAUCUGAUACCCAGGAUCAGCAGGAUGAACCAGUAAUCCAAAAGGAGCAGGAAACUUGUGCUAGUAAUAAUGAACACCCGCAAGAAAAAGUAAGCGCAGAUGCAGCUAAAAAGGAAAAGAGGAGAAGAGGAAAGCAGCGUUCCACAGAAGAGAAGCCACAAACCCCAGCUGAGAAGCCGGUGGAUAAACCACAGACCCCAGCUGAGAAGCCACAAACCCCAGCUGAGAAGCCUAAGCCACAGACCCAAGCUGAGAAACCGUUAGAUAAACCACAGACCCCAGCUGAGAAGCCUAAGCCACAAACCACAGCUGAGAAGCCUAAGCCACAGACCACAGCUGAGCAGCAACACGCCCUAGCUAAGAAAUCACUGGAGAAGCCAAAAGCCCCAGCUGAGCUGCCACACGCCCCAGCUGAGCUAUCUCCAGGGAAACCUCAAGCUGAUAAGUCAGACAUUCCAGGUGAGGAACCUAACGUUCUAGCUGCGGAGCCAGUGGAUACACUACAGACAGCCGUGCAGAAACCAGUGGAUAAAACAGGCAACACUUUAGUGAAGUCAGAAGCUCCUCGGGAGAAAUCUGAUAAAUUACAUGGACUAGUGGAUAAGACCGUAGAAAAGCCACAUCACCCGAUUGAGAAGAUCGUGGACAAGCCACAUACGCAGGUGGAGCAGCCGCACUCACCGAUUGGGAAGCCAGUAGACGAACCGUACGCGCCUGUGGUGGAGGAGCCACCUGCCUCUGUUUAUGAGCCUUACGCCUCAGCAAAGAAACCUGAUGUUAUUUCUGCUGCCCCAGGGGAGAAUCUUAAUUCAAAUGGGGAGACGCAUCCUGCCCCACUGCAUAAACCUGUAAAUGUUUUUAAUGCAUCGUUAGAGAAGCCAGAAACCCCGAUUCAUGCCCCAGAUGAGAGGCUAGAAGAGGAACCUAUUGCCUGGUUACAGCCCCCAUUAGGGACUGCUCAAACUCUAGAGAAGCUGAAACCAACUAAAGAAUGCAUUUUUAGAAAUGUCCAUGUAUCUGAAGUAAAGGAUGAAACGCCACUCUCACAACAAGGUGGGCAAAACGACAUUGGUCAAGAGGAAGAAUGUGCUCUACUUGCAAACAGUCAUCACAAGUAUCCUGAGGUAGAUUCAGUAUUUGAAAAUGUCUCUGCUCCUAUGGCAAAAGAACUGUACGGUGAUAAAGAGUCGCGUGAACUUUCAGUUACUUAUAAUGUGCUGACUAAUGACCACAAAGUUACUAUAGGACCUGCAGCAGCUGCUCCAGGUGUUUCACAUGCUCAUGUUGAGAAUGCACGAAGUGAUGACAAUGUAUUGAUUGAAAUGUAUAAAACCACUGAUGUUCCAGAAGAUGAGAAACAUGAUACUCUGACUGUUGCAUCUGAGAAUGUUUCUGAUCUGCACAAGUCCACCUUAAGUAAUGAGAUGAUUGCUGCUGUUUCUCCAGUAUCUGACAUUAAGACAACCGAAAUUGAUCCUGCAAAAAUAAAGAGAAUAGCUGCUGUGCAUCCCAUGCCUCAAAAGGUCAAGGUGGACUUCAAAGUUCACUACUACACGCAGUCAGAUUCCCAAGUAAUUGCUGUCAUAGGUGAUCACGAGCAGCUUGGUGGGUGGGAGGUCUACGUUCCACUGACCUAUGAAAAAGAUGGCUUCUGGUCGCAUUCUGUAGCGCUUCCUGCAGACACCAGUGUCGAAUGGAAGUUUGUUAUGGUGGAAAAUGGGAAGAUCAAACGCUGGGAAGAAUGCAGCAAUAGAAAUUUACAAACUGAGCAUGAUGAUAUUGAAGCUAAUCUAAAUUGGGGUUAUAACUGACAGCCCUCCGUCAGCAAUAGAUUUCUUUCAUGUAUCAUACAAAGUCAAUGGCUACACGUAGGUCACCUUGACAAUAGUAUUGCAGUAUAUUGUGUCUUCCUGUUAUGUAUUGUGUAAAAAUGAAACGUCAACCCUGAAAAGUAGUUUAAUCAUUUACCAGGUUGUCUCAAUCUGUGAAUCUUUGAUUAAACUUUUCACCCAGAUUUUGGGGUUUGUUCUAUGACGAACCAUUUUGGCUUUAGAAUUCUGCGUGCAAUCCAAGGCAGGGCUCCAGUCUAAACCACUAAGUCAAUAUUUGCUGCUUUAUCGCAUCUGUGCAAUAGUUCAGUUCAAUUGUCUUUUGAAAAUAUUCUAGACAUAAUACAUUUUUAAAUUUUGUUAACAGAUUAGGUUAUAAUAGGUAAAAUACAAAUUAAAAGUGUACUUUAUAAUAUGAAAA